Entelurus aequoreus (snake pipefish) is the source of this 642-nucleotide messenger RNA. Its product is annotated as cytochrome c oxidase subunit 5A, mitochondrial-like. Bases 87 to 512 code for a protein of 141 amino acids. Gene Ontology annotation, biological process: mitochondrial electron transport, cytochrome c to oxygen. The transcript is spliced from 5 exons. The record is from RefSeq and is a predicted model, not a curated record. NCBI's taxonomy places the organism in Eukaryota, Metazoa, Chordata, Actinopteri, Syngnathiformes, Syngnathidae. Gene Ontology annotation, cellular component: mitochondrial inner membrane.
CACGGCGUCGCCUACACUUCGUGUGUGUCCGUCUUGCAGUCCUUUAGCUUGCACGCUAGCAGUUAGCAGCCACCUAUCACCUCGCUAUGCUCCGCGCUGUGCUCCGGUUCUCGGCUACAGGAGUCCGGACUUUGGCGCUGUCCCGACCCGGCCACACAGCUUUGGUAGCUUCCAGAUGUUACUCGCAUGGCAAAGUGGAGACGGAAGAGGAGUUCGAUGCCCGCUGGGUCACCUACUUCAGCAAGCCUGACAUCGACGCCUGGGAGCUGCGGAAAGGCAUGAACACCCUGAUUUGCUACGACCUGGUACCCGAGGCCAAGAUUCUGGACUCUGCGCUGAGGGCGUGCCGGAGACUCAACGACAUGGCGAGCGCCAUUCGCAUCCUGGAGGCCGUCAAGGAAAAAGCGGGCCCUCACAAGGACAUCUAUCCCUACCUGAUCCAGGAGCUGAAGCCCACGCUGGCAGAGCUCGGCAUCUCCACACCCGAGGAACUCGGCAUAGACAAGCUUUAAAACAUUAAGGUGAUUUUACUUGAAGAGAUGAGCUCUCCUGUCAAAAAUGUCUAUAGUGUGAAUUGAUCCCAUGCUGUCUGUCCUGUUGUGUACAAAGUGGUGGACCUCUAAUAAAGAAAUACUGCAAGAA